Cydia amplana is the source of this 1646-nucleotide messenger RNA. Its product is annotated as dentin sialophosphoprotein-like. Gene Ontology annotation, cellular component: centrosome. The record is from RefSeq and is a predicted model, not a curated record. Lineage: Eukaryota; Metazoa; Arthropoda; Insecta; Lepidoptera; Tortricidae. Gene Ontology annotation, biological process: microtubule anchoring. The transcript has a single exon. Gene Ontology annotation, molecular function: protein binding. Bases 105 to 1601 code for a protein of 498 amino acids.
GAAAUUCUUGACAAACAAUAAUAAUAGUGUUAACUUCCGCUCAAUAUUUAUUUUAUUUAUUUAAUUAACUUAAGUGUUCCUAAAAGUUAACGAAAAGUGUUGCAAUGGCUCAAGCUGAAGAUACAGAACUCCGGGAUUUAGUAUUAGAAGCUUUGGAAAAGAAUGGAUCGCUUGCUAAAAUACGUGCCUUACUUCGUGCGAAUAUUUUUUUGGCGUUUGAGGAUGAUUCUGAAAACAUGAAACAAAAUGUGAAUUUGGAUAACAUAUUAAAAAUACCAGAAGGUGUGCUGGCGUUGUCGAUUGUUCACGAGUUUUUAGAGUUUUGUAACCUUAAAAACACGCUGUUUGUGUACAUGUCGGAGUCGCGCCAGGGCACGGAAUACAUGUAUGAAGGCCGAAAUAUUUUGGUUGAUCGACUUCAGUUCUUAAACGGUAAUGAUGAUUCCAAGGAGCCCGUUCUCGUCACGUUCGUGAGAAAUAUCCUUAGACCUCACCAGAGGAAGUACUACGAGCAGGGGGACGCCGGCAAUGGGGGCCAACACGACUCGCUUGCCGCGAAACAACGCAAAGGUGACCAAAACUGCACUUACAUAGUUCAUGAGGACUCUAGUAUGUCAACAAGUAAUUCAACUUCCGACAACUCAUCAGAUGAAAAGAAUAAACUUCACUUGAAAUUACCUCUUGACAAUUCAGAUACAGACACAUCCAGUGACUCCGCGAGGGAGAAAAUGAGCUCGGAGUAUAUUCCCAACCAGCACAUACUGUCUCAAGCCAGAAGCAAUGUUGAUAGAUUAAACCUUGACCAGUACUCUUUGACAUACAACAAGCAGAAAGAUAAUAUUGGAACGAGUCAACACAAUGACACUCCCCAUACAAGUGUGCAAAACCGUGAAAUUAAGCCAAAUAUUAAUAACAGUAGUGAGUCCACAUCAUAUGCAGAUAUUAAAUCAUUUAAACCACCAGAUAAGGCAAAUAUAACUAUACCGGUUAUAGCAGUUGACAAUGUUAUAAAUAGUCCUGUAAGCCCCCAGAACCCUACUCACGCAAGUUCUCAACCUGAAAAUAUUAAAGCCAACUCUGAGUCUGCAUCAUCAGAAACUAUGAAUAGUAUUUCAUCUCUAUCUUUAAAGCAUGAAAAUGGAAAGAAAAUUCAAAAAAGCAACUUGCUGACUACAGAUGAUCCCACUAAAUCAGACAAUGAAGUGACAGAAUACAGUUUAGAUUUUUCACUGUCUCAAGUGUCUAGAAACAAGAGCAUACCUGAAAGUCAGCUUCAGCUCCCAGAUCAGCGGGCGGGCAACCCAUCUCUAAAGGAACAAAACUCGCCACUCCUAAGCCCACAUCAGAAUUCACAAAGUUCUCAGAGUUCUGUGUCCAUAUCUGAUGUAGCUGACCUAAUCGAGUAUAGUGACCGGAGUUACUUAUUUGAACACAAUCAAAAUAAAGAUAACGAGACUGAAGUUACUGCAUCAAAAGCAAGUAAUAAAUCUAAAAAUGCAGGAAGUGAUCAGAAUUUUAUUCCAAGUGAGGACUCUGGUGAUUUUUCAGAAUCCCCUAUCCCAUCACUUUCAAACUUAAGCCUAGAUGUUCAUAGUGAUUAAUCUAAAUCUAGUCUAAGAACUUGCUGGCUUGCAUUUAGAUCAAAU